AUGAGCAACUCGGAGAGUAGCAGCAGCAGCAGCAGCGGCAGCAAAAAUGCGAAAUCAGAAGAAAAUCAAGACGAGCUGAUUAUAAAACAACAGCGCGAAAUUGAACAGGAGAUUGCUCAUUCCAAUCCGCUAGUCAGUGAGUCGCAGCCGAUCUCCAGCCUCAACCAGGAGUACCUGGACGAUCCUGUCUACAUAUCAAAAAUUAAAGAUCUCUCCUCCAAGUACCGCGCGAUUCGGCGCAGCCGUCCAGAUGGGAACUGCUUUUUCCGAGCAUUCGCCUACGCUUACCUGGAAUAUUUGGUGCGGAACAAGGACGAAUUUCAAAAGUUCUACGAAUAUGCGUCCAAAUCCCGGGAACGGUUAACCGAAGCCGGCUUUCCGCCAUUUACGAUCGAAGACUUUUAUGAAACGUUCAUGGAGGUGAUUAACAAGGUAAAGCCGGAAGGGGACGACACCGCCACUGCCCUCAACGAGCUGCACAAGCUAUUCAACGAGCAAGGCUAUUCGGAUUAUGUCGUCGUGUAUCUGCGACUAAUUACCUCGAGCCACCUGCAGGAGAAGGCCGACUUUUACCAGAACUUUAUCGACGGUAACAUCACGAUUGUGGAGUUUUGCCACCAGGAGGUGGAACCCAUGUACAAGGAAUCGGAUCACAUUCACAUUAUCGCUAUCUGCUCCGCACUGGAUGCCGGGGUACGGGUCGAGUACAUGGAUCGGGGCGAUGGUGAUCAGGUGAUUGCUCACGAUUUUCCGGACGGUAUCAAACCGAACGUCUAUCUGUUGUACCGUCCGGGGCACUACGAUAUUUUGUACCCCAACAGUCAGCAGGUGUAA
Anopheles marshallii is the source of this 834-nucleotide messenger RNA. RefSeq names its product ubiquitin thioesterase otubain-like. Gene Ontology annotation, cellular component: nucleus. The record is from RefSeq and is a predicted model, not a curated record. The coding region runs from base 1 to 834 and encodes 277 amino acids. NCBI's taxonomy places the organism in Eukaryota, Metazoa, Arthropoda, Insecta, Diptera, Culicidae. Gene Ontology annotation, biological process: protein K48-linked deubiquitination. The transcript has 2 exons. Gene Ontology annotation, molecular function: cysteine-type deubiquitinase activity; ubiquitin binding.